Messenger RNA from Paramormyrops kingsleyae, 1522 nucleotides. It is a transcript of the gene pnocb, whose product is annotated as prepronociceptin b. The record is from RefSeq and is a predicted model, not a curated record. Gene Ontology annotation, molecular function: opioid receptor binding. Gene Ontology annotation, cellular component: dendrite; neuronal cell body; plasma membrane. Lineage: Eukaryota; Metazoa; Chordata; Actinopteri; Osteoglossiformes; Mormyridae. Gene Ontology annotation, biological process: neuropeptide signaling pathway; sensory perception; chemical synaptic transmission.
UGCCGUACGACUGCAAGCACUUAGUUUUUGUUUCCAAGGCGGAGGACAGGACCGCGCUGUCAGCACGCCAGCUGAAGCCUCAGAAGCUUUGGAGAACACACCUCCCAUCUCUGCUCACAGAUCCCAAGGACGUACCCCCCCUCUCUGCACCAUGGAGACCCCCCUGUUGACUCUGCUGCUGCUUCUCUGCCUCACUGUGCCGGGACACUGCGACUGCCAGAGGGACUGCCUCUCCUGCAGGGUGCCCCUCCCUGAAAAGCAGGUCUUCAGCACCCUGGCUUGUCUGGUCGAGUGCAAGGAGAGGGCCUCCCUGGGACUUACCUGGGACUUGUGUCAUAGGUACGGGGAGCUCUUGCAGCCCCACUCCUUGCCUGUAGAGGUCACUGUGCUAAAGAAGGGGAUGGACGAGGCACCCACUCUAACACCCAUGGACCUGGAGAGCGGAGGCCAGGAGUUCUCCGAAGCCCUGGAGCGGUUCCACCACGCAGCACGGGCCCUGGGCCUUGAUGGAACGUCCUGGGAGGCUGCUCAGAUCUUGGACCCCCGUCUUCCUCGGCAGCUCAGGACCGAGGAGGAAGAGGGAGAGGGUGGAGCGGCAGAUGAGGAUGAUGGGGACCGUGAGGAUGAUGGGAAGUUGCAAGAGGCGGCCAUCAGCCUGUCCAAGCGAUUUGGCGGCUUCCUGAAGGGGAAGUACGGAUACAGGAAGUUGAUGGGCCCCGGCAGGAGCCUGCAGAAGCGAUACGGCGGCUUCAUAGGCAUCCGCAAGUCGGCCCGCAAGUGGCACAACCAGAAACGCUUCAGCGAGCUCCUCAAGCAGUACCUGGGCAUGAGGACCCGGCCAGAGUGAGACUCCUGUCCCAUAAUACCUCUCCUCACACCCCCCACCUGCCUCAGUGGUCACAGCCGUAGCAGCCCUAACUACACCCACAGUAUGUGAGGAUUAAGCUAACAAUGUGGAGAAAAAAAAGCAUACAUGUGUUGUAAUUGUUUUUUUUUUUUUUUUAAAUGUACUUUUUCCCACUGUGUGAUCACUGGCAAUAUACAAAUAAACGCAGAUCAAUUAAAAUAUGGUAUGAGAAAAGAACCCUUGGUAAAAUGGCAUCUAAAUCAUAGAGAACUGGGAAAACCAUUGCUUUAUACGUUUACAGUUGAGGAGUCUGUAAUAAACUGCUGUAACUAAAUUGACUGAAUUUAUAAAUUGAAUGUAUGUUUAACAAUUGUAGAUUUGUUUGAAAAAUCAUGCACGUACAAAUGCCUCGCAUGAUUUAGCUCCAUUUUUAUACUGAGGUCAGAAUACAUGUAACUUUAUUUUACUAUUAACGAGGUAAAAGAACAAUCUUAGCAAAUAAGAAACCUUUUCUGUUGACAAUGCUGCCCUCUAGUGUUCAUGCUGAAGACAUCUUCAGCUAACAACUGUGGGAGCUCGUUAAUGCAUCAAUUCUAGAUGCACUCGUUUCAAUGUGGCAGUUACAAGCUGAGCAAAUGAUAAAAUGGUUGGAUUAUGUAUGUUAAAAAUUAUAGU